AUUCAAAUCAAAAUGGUAUUCAUUUCAAGUUAUGAGAAAUACUUUGCGUUUGCACUUAUUUUUGAUCUAUUGUGCAAGAAUGAAUUGAUACAAGACUAUUCAUUCGAGCUAUUGCUACCUUUUACUGUAAUAGUUGUUCUUGGGGUAAUACAAGGCGCGAUAAGGCCACAUGUUUGAGUAUGAUAUGCGAUACAUUUGGUAAACUACGUCAUUCAUUCUCAGUUUUGCGGUACUUAUUUGAUGAGUUGGGUUAUAACGGUCAUAGAAGCAAUUAUUGCUGUGAUAUUAGUUAAUGCUGGUGCCUUUUACAACUUAUACCCUACAGGGCCUUAUGGUGUAGCACACAGAGAAGCCAAUUUAAAAGGAGAGACCACUCCUGAAGUAUCCAUAUUUUAUCCAAUGGAUAUGAAGCCUUACAAGACAGAUAGCUUACAGACGGAAAAGACAUCUCCACUUCUUCUAAAUGGUAUGAACGAUAUAAAGGGAAUCUGAAAGGGAUAUGAAGGAAUACCUCCUCUUUUAAUGAGAGAUUACUGACUUUUUCCUAUGAGAGCAGUGAAUAAUGCAGAAUUAGAUCCAGAUUUUGUGAAUAAGUCUAAGGCUUUGACACCUGUCAUAGUUUCACAUGAUUUGAUGCACAAUAGGACUUCCUUGUUCACAACUGUGAUGCAGAUGGUAAGCUACGGAUGUAUCGUCUACUGCAUUAACCACAGUGAUGGAACAGCUAGUUAUCAUUUGGACUCCUCUAAAGAAGGAAGCAAAGAAGUGUUCUAUGAACCAUAUGACAGAAUGAAACACAAAGUUACUAUGGACAAGUUUAGAGAUGGCCAAAUCCAACACAGAAUGAAGGAUAUCAACGCUCUCAUCAAGUUUAUUCAGGAAGAAGCUAAAGAACUUAAUAUUGACAUGUCUAAGCUAGUAGCAAUGGGAUUCGGAAUGGGCGCAAUGACAUCUAUUGAGAUGACAAAGGAGCUUGAAGAAGUCAAGGCCUGUGUUGCCAUGGAUCCAUACUACAGUGCAAGAAGUGAGAAGAUCCUUUCAGGAGAUUAUUCUAUCUCGAAGCCGUACUUUAUUCUUACUAAUGAAGAUUACCCUGGGAGUCCUUUCAUUGCUGAUUACGAGCACAAGAAGACGAAUGAUAAGUUUGUGGAGGAGUCUAACAAGUCUGGAGAUGAAGGAAACUACAAUCUAACUUUAAAGAAUACCAGCCAUGUAUGUACGGCAGAUAUCAGCUUGUAUUACUCUUCUAUCUUCAAGCUCUUCGGCUUGAUCCAUCCUAUUGUUGAUGUUUCUGACACCGUCUCUAAAAGCAGAGAUCUGAUCGUGGCUUUCCUAAGCGAACACGAUCUUACCCCAAUCAAAUCUCUUGAAAAGGUCAAGAAGAUUCUUAAGAGAAAGUAAAUUUCAACAGGAAUUUCUAAAGUU
Moneuplotes crassus is the source of this 1425-nucleotide messenger RNA. NCBI's taxonomy places the organism in Eukaryota, Ciliophora, Spirotrichea, Euplotida, Euplotidae. The record is from the annotation of a GenBank genome assembly.